UGAGCUGUUCCCAGCCGAGCCAGGCGCCGGGACCCACGGCGGUGACAAGCCCCGGGUGUGCGGGCAUGGCACAGUGACCCCGCCGCCGCACCGGGUGGAUGCUUGAGAGUGGAGGAUAAGGUACAAGUGUCUGGGACCGGUGGAAUGGAGGCCUGAUGUAGAUGGAAAGAUGGAUGAAGAAGAAGCUCUGAACUCUAUUAUGAAGGAUUUGGCAGCGUUGGGCAAAUGUGGGGGGCUGCUGGACAACAACAGGAAUAAAACCAGUGUCCACUGCAGUAAACAGCAGCGAAAUGUCAGGAUCAAGUUUGAAUAUGAAGGAGAGAAAAGGAUUAUCCAGUUUCCAAGACCAGUCAAAUUCAAAGAAGUGGUGCAGAAGGUCACGGAUGCUUUUGGACAGACAAUGGACUUAGUCUGUGUGAACAAUGAGCUCCUGAUCCCGCUGAAAUCCCAAGAAGAUUUGGACAAAGCGCUGGAACAGUUGGAGCUGAGCCCUUCCCUGAAGAGCCUGCGGAUCCUUGUGAGCGCUCCAAAGAAAGCGAAUCUCCUCCAGCCAAACAACAGCAAACAGCAUGAAAUGAGGAUCUCCAGGUCCAUGGGUGAUAUCAUGGGAUCCCUGUACAAGGACUCUGAGAGGACGCGCAAAUACUCAACAGGCUCUCUGCACACUGGCCGGAGCUCUCCGCCCCCGGGCAGCGUUCCUGAGGAGCAGCAGCAGAUCGCCCGCCAAGGAUCCUACACCAGCAUCAACAGCGAGGGCGAGUUCAUCCCCGAGACCAUGGACCAGAACAUGCUUGAAGCUUUCAUCAGCCCUGACGACUCGCUGUCUGGGAGCUGCCAGUCGCUGGACAGAUCUGUGGACAGCCCUCCUUUUACGCAAACCCCUGUUCCUGGAAGGAAGAGCCAUCCCAAAGACAGCCUUGAUUGCAUGGAUUUCGACAUCCCGUUCUGCGAGAGGUUUGGGAAGGGUGGGACGUUCCCGAGGCAGUACCACCUCUCCCAAAGCCGCAAGGACUACAGUGACGGUCGGAGGACUUUCCCCAGGAGUUACUUCCCGCAGGAGAACCUGUUCCAGCUCGUCCCCUCCAGCAGAACCAAGAGUUUUAACGGGGACAGCAAGCUCAGCACGCUGCAGUACGAUGAGUACAGGCCCAAAUGUUGGAACAAUUGCGAGAAGGGUCUGCAGGUCUUCAGCACCUCCCCUACAAAAGCAAGGAACUCCCUGCAGGCACCUGUGAACUGGAGGCUGGGGAAGCUGCUGGGAAGAGGAGCUUUUGGGGAGGUUUAUCUCUGCUACGAUGCUGACACUGGGCGGGAGCUGUCGGUGAAGCAGGUGCCUUUUGAUCCUGACAGCCAAGAGACAAGUAAAGAGGUGAAUGCUUUAGAAUGUGAGAUCCAGCUGCUGAAGACUCUCCGUCACGACAGGAUAGUGCAGUACUACGGGUGCCUGAGGGACCCUGAGGAGAAGAAACUGUCUAUCUUUGUUGAAUACAUGCCAGGGGGCUCAAUAAAGGACCAGCUAAAAGCUUACGGUGCUCUGACCGAGAACGUCACACGGAAGUACACCAGGCAGAUCCUGCAGGGAGUCUUCUACCUACACAGCAAUAUGAUUGUCCACAGGGACAUUAAAGGUGCCAAUAUCCUGAGAGAUUCUGCUGGAAAUGUGAAACUUGGAGAUUUUGGGGCCAGCAAACGCAUCCAGACCAUCUGCAUGUCUGGGACUGGGAUUAAAUCUGUCACGGGAACACCGUACUGGAUGAGCCCAGAGGUUAUCAGUGGAGAGGGCUACGGAAGGAAAGCUGAUGUGUGGAGCGUGGCCUGCACCGUGGUGGAGAUGUUAACGGAGAAGCCGCCGUGGGCAGAGUUCGAGGCCAUGGCUGCUAUUUUCAAGAUCGCCACCCAGCCGACCAACCCCCAGCUCCCCGACAGCGUCUCCAGCUGCUGCCGAAACUUCCUCAAGCAGAUCUUCGUGGAGGAGAAGCGGAGGCCGACGGCCGAGGACCUGCUGAGACACCCCUUUGUCAACUGCGGGCUCUGAGCCCCUGGCAGCGGGGUUGGGAAGCGCCGGCGGGAUGGAGGCGGCCGCUGGACCCGCGGUCAGACCCCUGCCCGGGGCUGUCCUGGCAGUGGCCUCCGCAGGUCCCUUCUCACUCGUCGCUGCCUCGGCACCCGCCGCGCUGUUGGAUUUUCAAGCUGCGUUCGGGACUGUUGGCGCCGGGAAUUCGGAGCGAGGGAUUUCCCGGACUGUGCGGGUGCUGGCCUGGGACCACGUAACCUCCUCGCCGCCAGCGGUACCGGGGUUGUCCCCCCUCAUCGUGUAACUGAUCUCUUGGGGGAAGUGCAGCACAUGGGGUCUGUCCCCCCAGCAUGACGGCGGUGCUGGCAGCACCCUCAGGACCGGGGGAGGAAUCGGAUGCUCAGUGGCCAUCACUGCCUUUCGCAGAGGAACAGAGACAGGGCCUUCAGCCGAGCCGGAGGAGAUGAUCCUCAGACCGCAGAGUCGGGGGGACCCGGGUGUCCCCGUUCCCAAGGGGUCCGACCCCGCUGGAGCUCGUGGGACCAGCCGGCGGCUCCGGGGGGGCGGCGUUUCAAUCUGUCCUGUGCCUUACGCGGUUACAAUCAAGGAGUGAUGCUCGACUCGGAGUCGGGUGUGAUGAUGCAGCAGCCGUGUUGACUUUGCGUUUGUGUGUGUGUAUGUGUGCGUGUGUGUCUGUGUGUGUGUGUGUGAGUCUGGGAAGAAAGGGGUCUUCUCGGGGUGCAGGAGGUCUCUGCUGGGUACACCCACGGACGGAUGCCCGGGACUCCUGCCACAGGCUGAGGGCUGUUUAAAUGACAAUGGUGUUUAAAUGCUGUUGAUGCUGGCAGGGCUCAGCACCAGCCAGAUCACGUUGGGAACCAUCAGGAUUCCAGUGGGAGCUGAAGGGAAUCUCAGCGAGGAUGGCUCUGCUCAGCCACAGCUCUGCUAAUCCAUGCCCAUGCUGCUGUGCUGGGGCUGGGAGGAUGCCAAUGUGUUUUGGAAGUGAAGCUGUAGGAAGAGCCCAGGGGGUCUUUGUAAAACCCAAGCGAGUGCCUAAAAUUAGGCAGAGAGGACCAGUGCCUGUGGAUCUGGGUGCCUUCUCCUCCAUGCCUUGUGGGACCAUCCCCAGGUACAGGGAAGGGGGAUGUCAUCUCCCUGGUGGUGCCCAAGGGAGCAGCUGCAGGAUCAUGGAGCCUCAGACCAGGGUAGUGGAUCUGUGGUGGUCAAGGGGAGCUGGAAGGAGAUUUCUUCCCACAGUAGAUUUAAAGUUGUAGGAGAAAAUGGGCCAGUUGAAAGCAGAGCUGGGCUGUGGCCUCUGACCAGCUGGAAAACUGGUCAGAGUUUUCCAGCAGUGGCCUCUGUCCCUGCUGGAAAACCUUGGCAGGGAGCACGCACAGAAUCCCUGGAAGGUAAUUAAAUAAUUAAUCAGAUCUUGGUUGUUUUGGAUGAAUUAGUUGCUCCAACCCACCUCCCCCUUCCCUGCGGAGUUAGCUAGUUCCACCUGGCUCAGCAAAGGGUUAAAUAAGAAGGUAUUGGGAGGUUCCAUCCUCAGGCCAGCGCCAGACACAGGUUUAUUUUAACACUGGCGUUCAUUGAAAAUGAAAAGUGUUGCUUAGACUUAAGAGGAAAGUGAGAAAUUGGUUGUUUGUGUGAAUACAUCCUUGAAUUCUUCCACAUGGAGAUCAAGGCUUUGCAGUGCUGGUGUGGCAGUGGGAGUGUUUCUGCAUCCUUAGCUCUGAAAAGAGAAGCAAAAUUUAAGAGGUUGCCCAAAGAAGCUGUGGGUGACCCUUCUCUGGAAAUAUUCAA
Messenger RNA from Pipra filicauda (Wire-tailed manakin), 3820 nucleotides. RefSeq names its product mitogen-activated protein kinase kinase kinase 3-like. Gene Ontology annotation, molecular function: protein binding; ATP binding; protein kinase activity. The coding region runs from base 170 to 2035 and encodes 621 amino acids. NCBI's taxonomy places the organism in Eukaryota, Metazoa, Chordata, Aves, Passeriformes, Pipridae. The record is from RefSeq and is a predicted model, not a curated record. Gene Ontology annotation, biological process: protein phosphorylation. The transcript is spliced from 17 exons.